AUGACAAUAACAUUAUUAUACAAUACGCGGCGGGCGGAUGUAUUGUGUCCCGCGGCGAAAACCCAAUACACAAAUACGGCCGAGACGUUAGAGUACAAAAGUUCGGGCGCGUUUACCGAGAAUCACGCGCCCGACGCAAAGUCGCCCGCGUGCCGAGGCCGCUGCGCACCAGCGGCGGCGUUCGUGUUUGGGCGACGGGACACGGGGAACAUAGUCCCCGGACGUUCCGGGCCCCGUAUGCUCGUCGUUGUCGAACUCGAUUGCCGAAUGGACUGCGUAUAGCCGCCGGCCGACAAUAACCGUCAGUCGUUGUUGCACAUUACAGCGAGCAUAAUCAGUAACGUCGCCAACGGCCGGCCGCCCGCCCGCCGACUGUUGUCGAACGUUUCGGAACUUCAAUUAUUGCGCGGGUUGGUGUCGCCCGCCGCGCGUACCGUACCGGCCGUGAUUGGAAUAGCCCGGGCGUUUACAUCUGAAACAUCCGACGGGAAUAACGACACCGUCAACCGAUCGAUUGGGGGGUGAGGGGACAGACGUGGGCGGAUCGCCGUACGCGAAAACCAAAAUCGUACGCUUACGCACAUUUCGCGGCGCGUAUACGAUACGAGGCAGUAGGGAAAAUCGGUAAAUAUUCGCGCGUUACAGACCGGAGCGCAGGCAAUCCCGUAGUUUUAACGACCGGCGUACGUAUACGAACCGCAGUGAUCGGACCGUGGGUGGCGCGUGCAGGUUCGGUGGGCGCGCCGAGUCCUCCGAGAGAAAAUCGCCGGACCGCGAUUAAAUAUACAACCGUCCGGCGUUGUCCGGAAACCGCCUUAACAAAAUAUUUUCUAAAGUUCCGCAAUUUACCAGAGCUGCUGGAACUGCGGUCGGAAGGCGCACGAAACGUGCAGCGGAUGCAACACGGCGCAAUACUGCAGUUCGUUUUGCCAGCACAAGGACUGGGAGACGCACCACCAGACGUGUUGCGUGCACUCGUCCGCCACCGUGCACCAACUGCAACAGCAACAGCAGGCCGCGGCCGCGACGCCGCCGACCGCGAAAAAACAGCAGCAGCAGCAGCAGCAGCAGCAGCAGCAGCAGCAACAGCAGCCGACACCGACGGCCGGCGUCGCGUCGUCGUCGUCCUCGUCGGCCGUGCCGGACGAUCUGUCGAUCAACAACAGGUCAGCCCAAUGCGGGAUAGAGAAACGGGGGAAACAAAAAAAAACACUAGAACGCGCCGAUGUAAUCGGAAACUAUCGAGAAUGACGUUGAAAUCGGGAGAAUAACUGUAAAAUGUAUUAGACACGAUAAAAAUACGUAACCGGUGAAAUGAAAUUCGAAUCGGCGACGAUUGCCGGUGUUAGAUUGACCGCGGAACUCGUUUCCGCCGGAAAUCUAAACGGUCGGAACGACAGUGUCCCGUCCGUACGUCAUUUUAUCGGCGAACAAAAAAAAAAAAAAAAAAGUUUUGAAUUUCGACGGCGCUGACCCGAGUCGCGAUUCCGUACAUGUCGCGGUAUUCUCGGAUAGCGUAUCGUCAGCGUUCCGAAUGUUGUUCGGUCGCGGGCACUUGUAAUUUACGUGCGUUCCGCGUUAUUCGGUUUACGACGGCGCCAUAAUAAUUAUUACGGGGUGGUGCGGGGUCUGUCAGCCGGCGUAUUCCGGACUGUUCUAAUGUUUUUUUUUUUUUUUUUUUUUUUUUUCUCGCUGUCCCGUACGUGCGCGAUUCAACUUCUGCGAUAGUAAAGUUAAUUUUUGAUUAUUGCGUAUUAUAAUUCCAAUAUUUUUAACGAUUGGCUUCCGCGAAUGUUUUUUAUUUUCUAAUCGAUAAUUUUAUAGCCGGCCGGCCCAAUCGACAGCUAAUGUCGCGCCGUCGUUUUGCAAGGCGGCGACCGCCGGCGCACCGGCCGACGCGUCUGCCGCCGCCGACAAGCAGCCGCACGGCAACAACGGCUGCGCCAAGCAACAGACGUGUUCAUCCUCGUCGGCCGCCGCGGCGUCCACCACGACGACGACAACGACAACGACGACGACGGCCGGCGGCGGCAAACAGCUCCAAUAG
This is a messenger RNA of Cinara cedri, 2047 nucleotides long. The record is from the annotation of a GenBank genome assembly. Lineage: Eukaryota; Metazoa; Arthropoda; Insecta; Hemiptera; Aphididae.